GGACUUUCACAUUGCAAAGAGAGAGGAAGAUAUUGGUUCCUAUGCAGGUUAUAUAGGUUCUGCAUUUAUGUUUGGAAGAACUUUAACAUCUGCCUUUUGGGGUGUUGUGGCCGACCGUUAUGGACGAAAACCAGUUAUAAUUUUCGGCACUUCUAUAGUGGUUGUUUUCAAUACUCUUUUUGGUCUUAGUACCAACUUUUGGAUGGCUGUUAUAACAAGAUUUCUUCUUGGUAGUUUAAAUGGUUUGCUUGGACCAAUAAAGGCAUAUGCUGCUGAGAUUUUUCGUGAAGAAUAUCAAGCACUAGGAAUGUCAACGAUUAGUAGUGCAUGGGGCAUUGGAUUGAUUAUUGGCCCAGCUUUAGGAGGUUUUCUUGCUCAGCCUGCAGAGAAAUAUUCAGACUUGUUCUCAAAGGGUUCAUUAUUUGGGAGAUUUCCCUAUUUCUUGCCUUGCCUUUGCAUAUCAGUGUUCGCCUUGGUUGUGGCUGUUGGUUCAUUUUGGAUUCCGGAAACAUUACAUAACCAUGAUUCAGAAAGGCCGCGUCAAGAUACUUACAAGGCUCUGGAGGCUGCAUCGGAUACAAAAGACGAAAAUGAAUCAGCCCCAAAAGAAAAUAUUUUUAAGAACUGGCCGUUGAUGUCAUCUAUCAUAUCAUACUGCGUUUUCGCUCUUCAUGAUAUGGCGUACUCAGAGAUUCACAAUGUUGGCGAAGUUGACAAACUUUUCAAGCAGACAUGUUCCCAUUCAUCAAAAUGGUAUGGUAAUAUGCGUCUUUAUCUAAAUGUCAAAAUUUGA
Molecule: messenger RNA, 793 nt
Organism: Solanum pennellii
Lineage: Eukaryota; Viridiplantae; Streptophyta; Magnoliopsida; Solanales; Solanaceae
Product: protein ZINC INDUCED FACILITATOR-LIKE 1-like
Exons: 9
Coding region: 68-793 (241 amino acids)
Biological process (GO): regulation of stomatal closure; transmembrane transport
Cellular component (GO): plasma membrane; plant-type vacuole membrane
Molecular function (GO): solute:potassium antiporter activity
Source: RefSeq, a predicted model, not a curated record